AUGUCUACGCAUCCGGUGGCCGCCGGCGGCGGCAACGGCGGUAUCAAUUGCAAGCGGUCGGCGCCGCUGUGGCCGAACCUUCCUGACGACCUUCUCGGCAAGGUUCUCUCCAGGAUAGUCUCCCCGCGCGACCGCGCGCGCUUCGCCACCGUCUGCGGGGCAUGGCGCGCCGCCGCGUCGCGGAAACCGGCGCCGCCCGUCGCCCCGCUGCUGCUCCUCUCGUCGUGCGGCCACAGCAAGACGGAGCACCUGUGCAGCCCCGACGACAGCUGGGUCUUCCAUUCCCCGAGCACGGCGGCCAACAAGCGUUUGGUCGGCUCCCAUGACGGCGGCUGGGUCGCCCUGUUGGACACGGACAACUGCGUGCUCGCCAUCGUGAACCUGUUUUCCGGCGAUGAGGUGGCGCUCUCGGCGGAGCAAAGUAACAUCGCAUCGGUGUGGCCGCACUUGCAGCCGGAGGGCGUCUCCAAACUCAUCUUCUCCGGGAACCCCGCUUCCUCGGACGGCUGCAUCCUCGCCGCCAUCGUAGACGGAUGGCUCUGGAUCACAUUGUGCAGAGUUGGCUGCCACGAUGGUAGGUGGACCGCGAAUUGCUGGGACCAGGGUUUGAUCGACAUUGCCUUCUGCAACGGUGACCUCUAUGGUCUAACGAGACCUAGCCGGGAACUGUACAAAUUUGAAAUCGGAAUGGAGGGAGACUGCACUCUGGUGGUCACGGCCAGCCAACGGCUGUCCAUCCAAAGGCCCAACGAGCUCACUUGGAACGAUGGAACUAAAGGAGGGUACAUGAGCUACAUCUUCGAGUUGCAGGGCAAGACGUCGAUGGCGGUUCGGACCCGGUGGUUGCCUCACCUUGGUCCUUUCUUCAAGGUCUUUGAGCUUGCUGAUAUGGAUGCCGAUGAGGUUUACAAACACAAGUGGGUAGAGGUGGCAAGUUUUGGCGGCCAUGCCUUGUUCAUCGGGCCAACUAGAUCCAAGGCGGUGCACGUGCCGGUAAGUGCCGAGCACCAUGGCCUAGAGAGGAAUCACGUGUAUUACACUAAAUAUACCUGCUCAUGGCUAAACAGUUUGCCCGAAGAUGCGUUGUAUUCCGUGGCAUCGGAUGGUGGUCAUAUCAAGAUGUAUAGUAAGAAAGACCAACAUUUUGGAGAUAGCGUGGAAAGAACCGGAUAUUAUAUGGAGGGCUGUAAUUAUGCCACUUGGGUUCACCCGCCGGACCUGUAG
Molecule: messenger RNA, 1224 nt
Organism: Lolium perenne
Lineage: Eukaryota; Viridiplantae; Streptophyta; Magnoliopsida; Poales; Poaceae
Molecular function (GO): protein binding
Source: RefSeq, a predicted model, not a curated record